AUGGCACCCCCUAAACAAUCAUUCACUCCUACUAAUGGGAAGUGUCUUGGCCAUCGGGAAGUCUAUGCCAGUCCCGAUGACCACGUCAACCCGAAUGCCAACGUCUUUGAAGAAUACCAUUCCAGUCCUUAUCACGCGAACUCACCAUCCUUCUUUGAUGACGCUUUCUGCCGUUGUGACGAUUCGUCGCUUACACAGGAGGACAUUUUCGGUGCAAGGGUCGUCCACCGUACUGAGACGGAUAGGGACUCGGAAGAUAGUCGCCCCAAUUGUCAUGUUGAGGAGGACUCGAACCUCCAUGGCCCAGAAUCUUGGAUCACAAACCCCACUCAUCCUGUUGGACUCUUCGAUCCUCUCGCACUUGUUGGCUCGACUGUUGAUCCUAGACUUCUCUCUUCUGAUGGUUCGGCGGACAAUGAAACCCAUAUCAAACCUAACGCAACUGAGAGCGUGCUGUCGCAAACAGAAUCCACUACUGCCGACAGCAAAAUCGUGCAGGGUCAGAUCAAAGCCGAUUUCGAUGAGGAGAUGCUUCAAGAUGCCAUGGCCAUCCUAAAACUUCAAGAUCUGAUUGUCUUAAGCAAGCAAGAUCAAGCUCGCAUCAAGGACAUUCCUAUCAUGAUGGGCAAAUGGGCAACACAGAAAUUGGCGGAUACUGUCUCAGCCCUAGAGGACCAGUCUACUGUUGACGGUAUAUACAAACUUCACCAACUUUUACUGUCUCUCAUCAAAGACUACCUGACUAAGGCGACCUCUGAUUUCCUUCCACGAGCAUACCGAGGUUUUUCUAUGGUGGAUCGGGACUUGACUUAUACCGAACACCCAAGACCUGAGGGAGGGUUUGACCUGGAUCUUGUUGGCAAAUCUGGACGAAAGCUUCUUUUCUGGGCUUUCUUGAGACACGAGUUGAUGAGCAAGGUUCGCCUUUACGCCGCGAAUGUCGAUCAUUGCUAUAGGCCUCCAGUCGAACUGAGUCGACGAGAAGGCCGUAAGUUUCUACCAUGGGAGGACGAAGCCAUCAGUUUCAGCCUUGCAUUUGCGUCUCACACAACAACUCUCAGCAUUUGUCGCUGUGAGUAUUCACCAUCAUCGUCCCUCGCGAUGAAGAACGAAACCGAUUCAUGCUGGAACCAGAGUCAGAAGGCCAUCGCCCCUGACACCGGCAAGAGUCUCGAGGUCCAGCUCGUACUGUCUUUGGUGAUUGGUGUUUCUGCCUUCUUGCUCUUCUGUCUGACUCCAAUAAAGAUCCUACGCCCGCGAUGGCCCGCCCUUUACGCUGCGCGAAAGCGUCGCCUCGAUCACCACCUUGGUCUGCCUACCCUUCCAAAUUCGACGUUCGGCUGGAUCCCGGCACUUUUUAAAAUUACCGAGGAGCAGGUCCUGGCUUCCGCCGGACUCGAUGCUUUUGUGUUUCUGAGCUUCUUCAAAAUGGCCAUCCGACUCUUUAGCGUCAUGGCAAUCUUUGCGACUGUUGUUCUAUACCCAAUCAAUCGUGCAUUUGCGCAUGACGGCCGUAAGAAUGGCGGCAGUGGUAAUGAUACAUCUAUUAACCCGGCUUCAUUGUUCGGAACAGAUCAGCAGGUGUUCUCAGAUCCAAGCUUCUUCGACAUACUGAAGCACAAGGAUAAAACGGACAAAAGCUUGGAGAGGCAUUGGCUUUGGGCUUAUGUCGUUUUCACAUACUUCUUUGUUGGCUUGACGAUUUACUAUCUCAACCUCGAGACAUUUCGUGUCAUCAAAUUCCGCCAGGACUAUCUCGGAUCACAGUCCACUGUAACAGAUAGGACAUUCCGACUUACAGGUAUUCCCGAGGAUUUGAGAUCGGAGGAAGAUAUCAAGGAACUUAUUGAAAAAUUGGGCAUUGGAAAAGUUGAGAGAGUUCUGCUUUGUCGAGACUGGAAGAAGCUUGAUGACCUUGUUGAUCUGAGAGAUGCGACUUUGCGACGCCUGGAGGCUGCAUGGGCUACCUACCUCAAGCACCAGCGCAAAAAACAAAAAAGCAAUACGCCCCAAAGGAGAGACGGUAAUGGAGUGCCUCGCGACCAAGAAGAUGACGACCAAGCUGGAGAGAACGGACGCCUCUUGGACUCUCAACAGGAUCCAUGGGGUUCUGACGAUGAGGGCAGACCUAAAGUCAACAUACGCUAUGGAACCCUUGGUUUGCGAUCUCGCAACGUUGACGCCAUCGAUUAUUACGAGGAACGACUUCGAAGACUGGAUGCCCAAAUCACAGAGGCUCGCAAGAAGUCAUACGCACCAACAGAUAUGGCCAUUGUUACUAUGGACUCAGUAGCUUCUUGUCAGAUGGCUAUCCAGGCACGAAUCGACCCCAGACCAGGCCGGCUCUUGACCAAGUUAACACCAGCCCCUUCAGAUCUCGUCUGGAGGAAUACCUACGCUCCUCGCGGUAUUCGCCGCCUUAAAUCAUGGGCUGUGACACUGUUCAUUACGGCUCUCACACUCGCAUUCAUAUUUCCCACCAUUGGCAUCACGACACUGUUGAGCUACUGUACAAUCAGGGAUUACUUUCCAGCACUGGCCAAAUGGCUACAAGAGCACGGCGUUAUCUUUUCGUUUGUCCAAAACGGUUUGCCCGCUUUAGUUGUAUCGCUUCUUAACGUUGCUGUUCCGUAUCUAUACGAUUUCCUCUCCAACCACCAAGGAAUGAUUUCCCGGGGCGACGUAGAACUCUCUGUCAUCUCCAAGAAUUACUUCUUCACCUUCUUCAACACCUUUUUUGUUUUUGCGGUGUCAUUGACAGGAAUCAAUUUCUGGAGCCGGAUUCAGGAAAUUGCGAAGGACACAAGCAAAAUGGCGACUUAUAUGGCCGACGAUGUGGAGGCGUUAUCGAUUUUCUAUAUUUGCUUCAUCUUGCUACAGGGCAUUGGCCUCAUGCCCUUCCGAAUUCUCGAGGCGGGAAGUGUAUUCCUUCAUCCGUUCCUCCGAUGGCUUUCUAAGACGCCACGCGAUGCCCUUGAGCUCAAAAAACCCCCGGUAUUUCAAUAUGGCUUUUUCCUACCCACGGCUCUGCUCGUUUUCAACCUCUGUCUUAUCUACAGUGUCUUGUAUUGGGGAUAUGCUAUUCUCAUUGUUGGCACUGUGUACUUCUGUCUGGGCUACUUUGCUUUCAAGUACAUGGUACUCUACGCAAUGGAUCAGCCUCAACAUGCCACUGGAGGUGCGUGGAGAAUAAUAAGCUACCGUAUCAUCGUGGGGUUGCUCGUCUUCGAGAUUGUCAUGGCGGGCCGGAUCGUCACAUACAAGGCAUUCAUUCAGUCGGUGUGCAUUCUGCCACUGCUCCCCUUGACCACCUGGUACAGCUACUAUAUCAAGCAGCGAUUCGAGCCUCUGACCAAAUACAUUGCCCUUCGCGCUGUCAGGGCAGAUGAGGACCCAGAUGAUGCAGCUGCACUGGAUGACGCAUUUGAGAACGAGGACCGCCCUCGACCCUCACAGGCCAUUCUACGUCGCGGAAGUACCCUGGACGAGUACAAGGAAAAGGGAUUGCAAUUCGUCAACCCUAGUCUUGUGGCCCCACUUCCCCAGCCGUGGAUCUACGACGAGCCACCUCCACCCAUCCCCACGGAUGACACGCAGACAACAGAGGAGACUGAGCGCCCUGUUCUCCAGGGUGUCGAUAGCACACUAGGUAUAGGAGACGAAAAUGUGUGGAGAGACAACGGAGGAAAUAAUGUUUAA
This is a messenger RNA of Fusarium tjaetaba, 3699 nucleotides long. RefSeq lists its product as uncharacterized. Lineage: Eukaryota; Fungi; Ascomycota; Sordariomycetes; Hypocreales; Nectriaceae. Gene Ontology annotation, molecular function: calcium-activated cation channel activity. Gene Ontology annotation, cellular component: plasma membrane. The transcript is spliced from 5 exons. The record is from RefSeq and is a predicted model, not a curated record. Bases 1 to 3699 code for a protein of 1232 amino acids.